GCCCGGCGGGCGGCAGCGCGCUGUCUGUGCCGCCCCCCAGGCGUCGCUCCGGCGGGGCGGACCCGGCCGCGCUCGCUGUGCGGCGUAUACCCCUGCUCCAUUUCGCCCUUCGCGGAGCCGCGGGGCGCUUCGACGCGCGGCUCCGAUUGAGGCCGGCAGGGAGCUGCGGGGAGCCGCCGGGCGCGGUCUCCGUACACCGUAAGGAUGGCACCCGCCGCGAGCAGUCAAUCCAAGACAGCCUAGCCUGAGCUCAAGUUAAAGAUGAACCGCCUCUGCAAAUGAGGUGAAAUUGUGAAGCUGAGUUUACAAUGUGCUGGAGACUUCAAGCAGCACCCAGGAGUACCCAACCCAGUUACUGUGUUGGAGCUGGCCUAUGAGGUACAGGAGCAAAAUGUUCAUUUUACAGUCAGGAUGUAUUUCCUUAUCACUGUGGAAACACUGAUGGGUGGACCCCUGCGUUUUUAUCAGCUUGCAUUCGUCAGCAUUCUGUGUGCAACUUGUUGCGGCAGCUUGCCUGAAGAGACUCGGAGGGGGCCACUUUCUAAUCUACAAAUGACAUCCAACAACUUUCAGCACAUUUUGUCCUGGCAGGCACAAAGUGAUCCAACUGUACCAACCUACUAUCGUGUACUGUACAAUAACCACAGGAAAUGGAAGAUUGCAAAACAGUGCUCACGAAUUGCACAGCCCUUCUGUAACCUGACUGAGGAUUUUGAAGUUGAGUCUGAUGAUUAUUUUGCAUUUGUUCAGAGCUUCGUAGGAACUGAAAUAUUCAAUUCCUCUUUCCUUCGCUUUUCACCACUCUCUGAUACAUACUUGGGACCCCCAGAAGUUAAUGUCAGUUCCUGUCUAUGCUGCAUAAAUAUCACCAUGAAGCUGCCAUCCACUCACUUAAGAAAAAAUGGGAAGUUGCUGUCUUUAUUUGACAUAUAUAACUAUCUCAGUUAUGAAAUAAUACUGAAAACAGUUGACGAAGAACAUAAGAGGCCACCCGAGAAAAUCACCGAAGAGUCUUUUAGUACAGUCAUUGAAGAAUUGUAUCCGAAUAGAAAUUACUGUGUGUCUGUUAUGAUCACUGCAUCUCUAAAUAAACAUUCCACCCCAUCAGCCUGGAAAUGUGCAAUUGCAGACUCCGUAGCUGAGAAAGAUUAUCACAGCAUCACAAUUGCAGGUGCUGUAUGUUUCUCAUUUAUUUUAGCUGCUAUCCUGAAAUGUCUGCAUCUAGGAGGUUGUAUACUUCGAAAGAUAUCACUUCCAGAUACCUUGGUAUUGAUGAAGACGUUUACCUAUUUACCAUGUACAUUUGAAUCUGAAGAAAUAGCCUCUGUAGAGAUCAUUUAUAAAGAGGUUAAAAAAAAGGUGGAAGGAUCUGUUGGGGCUGUCAGCAACGAAGAUGACAGCGAUGACAGUGAAAGCGAUGCCAUAAGUGAUCAUGACUACACAAGGCGUGAUAUCGUACGUAGAGCACCUCAAUCUUCUGAUACAUCUCAUGUAUUUGUGCAGCACUCUACGAGCAGUACAUGUGAUGACAGUAGCAGCCGGGUGAGUCAAAAUCCAGAUGAUGACCCAGAAGUCUUUGAAGAAAACGAGAUGGAUGCUGAAGAAGAGAAAGACACGGAUAGUGAGUUACUCAGUCCUUUGUCUGAGGAAAAUUGCACCUAUUCUCAUAGAUCAAGGAACAAUGUUUGCUUUACCAUAAACUUAAAGUCUGUGCUUCUGGGAAUCUCUGAAGAGACUGCAGAUAGUUCUGCAGCUCUCCUCUCUUCCCAAGAAGAUGCCGUUGACUGGCAAUGCACACACGCUGUUGAACCAAAACUCCUCGACGACACAGAAAGCGCACAGAAACCACAUUGUCUAAACAGCUCUGAUGUGUGGCAAAUUUCAUCUCGUUCUUCCACUGAGAGUGACUCAUCAGAUUCAGAAAUGGACCCAAAAAGUGAAUACAUACGAAGAUGAAUAACAGAACCACUAAUAAUUUGUAGCAUACCAAUAGAUAUCAUCCAGCUUAGCCAUUUCUGGACUGAAUAGACAGAUCUGAUCUUUUUGUCAUUUUUAUUUCUUUUUAACAUUCUGAAAACAUAUACCCAUGUACCAGAAAUACACAGGACUUAUUUGUAACAAAUAUUUCUAUGACCUUUCCAGGUAUUAAUCAGGUUAUGUUACCUACAGAAGAAUGAAGAGCGCUGUUAGGAUGUAGCAGAAAAAGGGAGGUGUUAUUUUGUUAUGAAGUUAAAUACCAUAUUGUACCUUUUAGCUGUAACAUAGUAAAUACUUUCUAUAAACCCAAGUGAGGAGGUAGCUCAUAGAGCUGGGAGAUUUGAGCGGGCUGCCUUUUAACCUGCCUGUUUUUUAGUGUGAAAGGGCUCUGCUACCGUUCUUUAGCUCUGUUGGUGGGUUACUCUGAAACCUGUUGCUGGGUGGGUCACAGCUAGAAGGACUGUGUUCACUGGGUUCAACUCAGUGAACUGAUUUCUAUAUUUGCACAGAGAAAGCUGAUCAAAUGAAAUGACGGAGGGGUGGGGAAGGGAAGUGAAAAUGCCCAGAAAAGAACACUCGAGAGUUCUUACUGUGAAUCAAGGCAUUAUAUGUAUACCUUUUUAAUACAAUGUUGUGUAUUUGCGUACUACUUUUUAAUGUUUAUAUGACAUUUCAAAAUGACUGGAGUACAAAGUUGUACUUCCAACACUUGAUAAAAAGCAAUUUUUUCAUA
This is a messenger RNA of Coturnix japonica (Japanese quail), 2710 nucleotides long. It is a transcript of the gene IFNAR2, whose product is annotated as interferon alpha and beta receptor subunit 2. Gene Ontology annotation, biological process: blood coagulation; cytokine-mediated signaling pathway. Lineage: Eukaryota; Metazoa; Chordata; Aves; Galliformes; Phasianidae. The record is from RefSeq and is a predicted model, not a curated record. Gene Ontology annotation, cellular component: plasma membrane. Gene Ontology annotation, molecular function: interleukin-22 receptor activity; protein binding.